AUGGCAAGACGACAAUCGAUAGAGGCAGUCGACCGCACCUUGCAAGACAUCACAGGCAUACCUCUCCCAUUUGGUGGAAAAACAAUGGUAAUGGGAGGAGACUUCAGGAAAAUGCGGUUGACCACAAAUAUGAGGGCAAUCAACGAUCCAUGGUUCUCAGACUUCCUAUUACGAGUAGGAGAUGGAACACAACCAUCAACAGAUGGAACAUACAUCUGCAUCCCUGCAGACAUGACAAUCCUCUUUACCACCAAAGAGGAGUCAAUUAAAGAACUCAUUAACGCAAUCUUCCUAUCACUACGUACAAAUGUCCAACCCACUGAAUAUAUAACAUCACGAGCAAUCUUAACAACUAGAAACGAGACCGUCGACGAGAUCAAUGACCAUAUGAUAGACCUUUUCCAGGGGGACGCAAAAGUAUACUACAGUUUUGACACAGCGGACGACGACAAACAAAACCUCUAUCCAACCGAGUUCCUCAACUCACUGACUAUCAGCGGGUUACCACCUCACAAGCUUCGCCUGAAAACUGGAUGCCCCAUAAUAUUGCUUCGAAACAUCGACCCGUCAAAUGGUCUAUGCAACGGCACACGACUUAUAUGUAAGGCAUUCGCACCCAACGUAAUUGAUGCUGAAAUAGCAAUCGGUGACCAUAAGGGGAAAAGAGUUUUCUUACCAAGAAUACCCAUGUGCUUAUCGGAAGAUGACAUGUUACCUUUCAAACUAAAGAGAAAACAAUUCCCCAUCCGGCUUAGCUUCUCGAUGACAAUCAACAAAUCGCAGGGUCAAACUAUACCAUACGUUGGUAUCUACCUCCCGGAAUCUGUGUUCUCGCAUGGGCAGCUUUACGUCGCAUUGUCAAGAGGCAAGUCACGUGAAAACACAAAGGUCCUUGUCCACCCGGAUAAAAAAUUUACACAGCUUGGCGUUUACACCUCUAAUGUUGUCUAUCGCGAAGUUUUGCAACCCUGA
Helianthus annuus (common sunflower) is the source of this 972-nucleotide messenger RNA. RefSeq names its product ATP-dependent DNA helicase PIF1-like. Lineage: Eukaryota; Viridiplantae; Streptophyta; Magnoliopsida; Asterales; Asteraceae. Gene Ontology annotation, biological process: DNA repair; telomere maintenance. Gene Ontology annotation, molecular function: DNA helicase activity. The coding region runs from base 1 to 972 and encodes 323 amino acids. The transcript has 2 exons. The record is from RefSeq and is a predicted model, not a curated record.